Messenger RNA from Nicotiana attenuata, 1234 nucleotides. RefSeq names its product probable peroxidase 61. Gene Ontology annotation, molecular function: peroxidase activity; heme binding. The record is from RefSeq and is a predicted model, not a curated record. The coding region runs from base 109 to 1143 and encodes 344 amino acids. Gene Ontology annotation, biological process: hydrogen peroxide catabolic process; response to oxidative stress. The transcript has 4 exons. NCBI's taxonomy places the organism in Eukaryota, Viridiplantae, Streptophyta, Magnoliopsida, Solanales, Solanaceae.
AAGAUUACACACUAACCUGUAUCAUAUUCAAGCUCAUUCAAAACUAGUGCAAGACAAAGAGAAAAAGAAAAGAAGAAGAAGAAGAAGAUCAAAAAAGUAUUAAAAGCAAUGGAGAAAUAUUUAGGGUUUUUGGUAAUUCUUCUUCCAUUGAUGAUUCUUGCACUGAGCUUGAAUUCAGGUUACGUGAAUGCUGCCACGUUUUUGCCACCAGAGGAUAAGCCACUGGAGAGGCAUUACUAUAAGAAGCUGAAUACAUGUGCAAAUGUGGAGCCAUUUGUGAGACACCAAGUGAAUCUGUUUUGGGACAGAGAUAAAACUGUCACUGCCAAAUUGCUCAAGCUGCUCUAUGCUGAUUGCAUGCUCAAUGGUUGCGAUGCAUCAAAUCUGCUAGUGGGACCAAACACAGAGAGAAAUUCAUCAAAAAAUGCAGGGAUGGGAGGGGGAGCAUAUGAAUUGAUAGACAGAAUAAAAAAAGUGCUUGAAAUUCGAUGUCCCAGAGCCGUUUCUUGUACUGAUAUCCUCAGUCUUGCUACCAGGGAUGCUGUUCACCUUGCAGGCGGGCCAUCUUAUCCAGUGUUGUUGGGAAGAAGGGAUGGACUUGAGUCAAAUGCUGCAUGGAUAGAUUACCCUUCACCUUCCAUGUCUUGGGAGGAAGGCCUUGCUUACUUCGAAUCCAAAAACCUUGAUGUUCAAGACUUUGUCACUCUUUUAGGAGCACAUUCAAUGGGGCAAGCACAUUGCCGAUUCUUCUAUGACCGCCUUUACAAUUUCAAGGGUACUGGAAAACCAGACCCCACCAUGAAGAGAUCUACAUUAGUAACCCUAAGAUCACAGUGCCCAAAAAAUAGCAAAACCGAUUCAGCUGUCUAUUUCUCACCAGGAUAUGGUUCUAACUACACUUUCUCCAAUACAUUCUAUGGAAAAGUUCUCGCUCACGAAUCUGUUCUUAGAGUUGAUCAGCAAUUAUCAUAUGGAGCUGACACAAAUGAACUUGUCAAUGAAUUUGCACAAAGUUUAGAGCAAUUCAGAAGGGCAUUUACAUUGUCAAUCAACAGGAUGGGAGGUCUCAAAGUGUUGACUGGUAAAAAUGGCGAAAUUCGCAGAGAUUGCAAGUUUACAAAUAAGAACAAUCCCAAUCUUUAGUAGGAUCGGUUUUGUAAUGUUGCAUUAACUAAUAAUAUGGCCUAUAUAUGAAAAUAUAUAUGUAAUUUCUUAUACUGCUGAUAAGCAGAUA